Molecule: messenger RNA, 1090 nt
Organism: Harmonia axyridis
Lineage: Eukaryota; Metazoa; Arthropoda; Insecta; Coleoptera; Coccinellidae
Gene: Dtwd2
Product: tRNA-uridine aminocarboxypropyltransferase 2
Exons: 2
Coding region: 111-866 (251 amino acids)
Source: RefSeq, a predicted model, not a curated record
ACAUAAACGUCGGUUUGUUAAAAAAAAGUCAACAUCAACAAACACAAAAAAUAACAAUCCUCAUUUUUUCACAAAGUGUUUUCAGCAUAUAAUUAUUCAUCAUUAUUAAGAUGUUGGAAGAAGGAGAAGUGUUUUCAGAUUUAGCAAAUUUACCAGCAGAUCCUCCUCCGAUGCGAAAUAUUUGCGACAAAUGCGAGAGACCAUCUACUGUAUGCUGGUGCAGUGCCUUACCGAAUCCUCCAUUAUGUCCGAAACACAAAAUUAUCAUCCUUCAACAUCCUGCUGAAGAAAAACGAUCCUUACGUACUGCACCAAUGUUGAAGUUGGGAUUAAAAAAGGAAAGUUGCGUUAUAUAUAAAGGAAAACGUUUUCCAGGCCAGAAUCAAGAUCUGGAAAAUUUAUUGUUACAACCAAAUACUUUAUUAUUGUGGCCAAGUCAAGAAUCUGUGGAUUUAACAGAAAUAGCAAAUGAUAAGAGCUUUUCAUCACUUAAUUUGGUUCUUUUAGAUGGUACUUGGCCCCAGGCAAAAACAAUGUAUUCAGGAAAUAAAAUAUUGCAUAAAUUAAAACAGACUAAACUGUUGGUCAAAAGAAAUAGUAAUUAUAUCAUAAGAACACAGCCUACAGAUGGUUGUUUAAGUACCUUAGAAACAGCUGCUGAAGCUUUGAGUAUAUUAGAAAAGAAUAGUAUUUACAAAGAAAAACUUAUAAAUCCUCUCAAAUCUUUGUGUACUUAUCAGCUUCAGAAUGGUGCAGUAUCCCAUGAAAGCAAGGAAUUUAGGAUCAAGAAUAAAACAUAUCCAAAACUGGUUGGUAAAAGAUUAAAUAAGGUUUUGAGAAGUGCAGAAAAAUUUCACCCAAUAUAGCAGCUCUUCGAGUUAUUUAUUGGAAAAAAGAUUUAAUUCAGCCAUCUGAAGAAUUUGUGGAAUGAAAGCCAAUGCUUUCAAGAAGAAUCAUUGUUUACAAAACUCAUAUGAUUGUGAACAUUCAAAUUUUCAAAAAAAUUUAAUUUGAAAAAAAAAUUACUUUUAAAAACCUAAUCUUUGCUAUAUUAUAGAAUGUUUUGUGGAGGAGUAAAUAAUUUACUUAU